Messenger RNA from Gymnogyps californianus (California condor), 3350 nucleotides. It is a transcript of the gene PRKCZ, whose product is annotated as protein kinase C zeta. Bases 385 to 2163 code for a protein of 592 amino acids. Lineage: Eukaryota; Metazoa; Chordata; Aves; Accipitriformes; Cathartidae. Gene Ontology annotation, molecular function: protein serine/threonine kinase activity; protein binding; ATP binding. Gene Ontology annotation, biological process: protein phosphorylation. The transcript has 19 exons. The record is from RefSeq and is a predicted model, not a curated record.
CGUUCUUCUCCGGGGACCCGCCGGCAGGGAGGGCGGCGGGGAGUCAAAGUCCGAUCCUAAACUUCAUCGCCGGACUUUGAGCAACUUCAGGCCGUGGAGGUGUAGCCGAGCAUCGCUGGGACGCGGCCAGAGACGCGGGCCCCGGGCAAAGAGCGUCCCCUGCUCUCGGCGGGUUCGCGGAGCAGGAGGGAAGCGGGACCCGAGGGGCCCCGGUCUCUGGGGUGGGACUUCCCUCGGUCGGAGCAGCUAGAUUGGAAAUCAUCUGGAGGAUAAACGCAUAUUUUGCAUGUGAAGCUGUUCACUUCAGAAUUAAAUGAGUUAGCUGUCUUGAAUGAACUUAUUUCUAUAUAUUUAUAAUUUCAUUUAGACUGCUAAAUAUAGACCAUGCCUAGCAGAAUGGGCUCAAAAAUUGAUUUGAACAAAGACUUCAUCAGAGUAAAAACACACUAUAGUGGGGACAUCCUGAUAACAAACUUGGAUGCAUCAAUAAGCUAUGAUGAACUUUGUGAUGAAGUGCACGAGAUGUGUAAUUUACAACAGGAACAGCCAAUUACUCUCAAGUGGAUUGAUGAUGAAGGUGACCCAUGUACCAUCUCAUCUCAGAUGGAACUGGAAGAAGCCUUCCGUUUGUAUUGUCAAAACAGAGAUGAAGGGCUGAUUAUUCACGUUUUCCCAAGUAUUCCAGAGAAACCCGGCAUGCCUUGUCCAGGAGAAGAUAAAUCAAUCUACCGACGUGGAGCCAGAAGAUGGAGGAAGCUGUACCGAGUGAAUGGGCAUUUGUUUCAAGCCAAACGUUUUAACAGAAGAGCGUAUUGUGGCCAGUGCAGUGAAAGGAUAUGGGGUCUCGGAAGGCAAGGCUACAAGUGUAUCAACUGCAAAUUGUUGGUCCAUAAACGUUGUCAUAUACUUGUUCCACUGACCUGCAAAAGGCAUAUGGAUUCGGUCAUGCCUUCCCAGGAACCUCAGAUAGAUGAUAAAAAUGAUGAAGUUGACCUCCCUUCAGAAGAAACUGAUGGAAUUCCCUACAUUCCUUCAAACCGGAAACAUGACAACAUUAAAGAUGACUCUGAGGAUAUCAAACCAGUCAUUGAUGGAAUGGAUGGAAUUAAGAUUUCUCAGGGGCUUGGACUACAGGACUUUGAUUUAAUCAGAGUUAUCGGACGUGGAAGUUAUGCCAAAGUUCUUUUAGUUCGGUUAAAAAAGAAUGAUCAAAUUUAUGCUAUGAAAGUAGUGAAAAAAGAAUUGGUCCAUGAUGAUGAGGAUAUUGAUUGGGUACAGACAGAGAAACAUGUGUUUGAACAGGCAUCCAGUAACCCAUUCCUAGUUGGUUUACAUUCAUGCUUUCAAACAACAAGUCGAUUGUUUCUUGUCAUAGAGUAUGUGAAUGGGGGAGAUCUUAUGUUUCAUAUGCAACGACAAAGGAAACUUCCUGAAGAACAUGCAAGGUUUUAUGCUGCUGAAAUUUGUAUUGCUCUAAACUUCCUACAUGAAAGAGGCAUAAUCUACAGAGAUUUAAAACUAGACAAUGUUCUUUUAGAUGCAGAGGGUCAUAUCAAAUUAACAGAUUAUGGCAUGUGCAAGGAAGGUUUGGGCCCUGGUGACACUACAAGCACUUUCUGUGGGACACCAAAUUAUAUUGCACCAGAGAUCCUCAGAGGAGAAGAAUAUGGGUUCAGUGUGGACUGGUGGGCUCUUGGUGUGUUGAUGUUUGAAAUGAUGGCAGGAAGGUCUCCGUUUGAUAUUAUUACUGACAAUCCAGACAUGAACACUGAAGAUUACCUCUUCCAAGUUAUUCUUGAGAAGCCAAUCCGGAUUCCAAGGUUUCUUUCUGUCAAGGCUUCCCAUGUGUUAAAAGGAUUUUUAAACAAGGAUCCCAAAGAAAGGCUUGGUUGUCAGCCACAGACAGGAUUUUCUGAUAUCAAGUCUCAUACAUUUUUCCGCAGCAUAGACUGGGAUCUGCUGGAAAAGAAGCAAGCAACCCCUCCAUUUCAGCCUCAGAUCACAGACGAUUAUGGUUUGGAUAACUUUGAUACACAGUUCACCAGCGAACCUGUGCAGCUAACCCCAGAUGAUGAAGAUAUAAUAAAGCGAAUAGAUCAGUCAGAAUUUGAAGGAUUUGAAUAUAUUAAUCCAUUGUUGCUGUCAACAGAAGAAACAGUAUGAAGGAAUGACAUCUUCGUUGUGGACAAUGUGAAUGACCUUUAAAUUUAUCCUUAACUACAGUAUAUGCAUGCAAGGCUGGGGAACUGUAAGAUUUUGGACGGAGACCAAUGAUUUUAAAAAAAAUUGCUGCUGAAAAUCAAAGAAGAGAAUAAUGAUUUUAGUGGGUGUCUUCUGCCACUUAGUGAUUCUUAAGUUCUGGGCACUGACACAACUGGCUUCAUUAAUGAAGGAAUUUGCAAUUUGUGCCUGUUUCAUGAAGGAUUGAAAUGUUCAUUGCAUCCCUGGAAAAGGAGAUUCUGAAAAACUUUGAGAUCCACACACUUUCUACAAACAUUUGAUGCAAUGAGCUACCAAUUGAAGAAUAUUACAGUGUAACAUCCUGAAGAAUAAAAUAUAUUACGGUGGUGUUGAAGCUUAUUUUUGAUGCCUUUUUUCACAAGUGGUACCUGUCUAAACGUCUCAGAUAUAUUUAAAAGGAGUUGUGUUUUAUUAGCAAUCAAAACAUAAAUUUGGGUACAAGAUUUAAGUGCCUAAAUGGAUAAACUGCAUUGAAGAAUUAUUACAUAUUUGGAACGUUCUUAAACCUGGUAAGUUCUGCUUGUUAAUAUUAAGUAACCAUUUACAUAUGAAACAUACAGUUCACAGCUGCAGCCUAAUGUUCAUUUGCAUCUUUAUAGAAUUUGAAAUGCAGAGUGACUCAGCAAUAUUAAUUCCAAAUUAGAAUUUACAGUAUCAAUUUCAAAAUCUGUUGUCUUAAACUCCAAAUUUACCAAAAUGUAUAGAUUGAAGAAAACUAAAUUUGCACACAAAGGAUUUCUGAAAAUACUUAAGCAGUGCCUACACCUACAAUGAUGUUGUGUUGUAUAUUAGACUUUUGAAAAGUAUUUUUAUCAACAAUACAAAUAUUCAGAAAUAGAGCAAAAGCAUAAUAAAGCAUAGCCUUAAAGUUUAAAUAGUAAUUCUAGAAUAACCAUAAUAUAAAAUAUACUUUCCUGAUAAAGCACACCUCCUACUUAUGAUAAACUGUCUGCUUACAGUUACUCAGUGUAUAUUAAUAACUAAUCACUCUACAUAAGAGAAUGGGAUGUUUUGGUAAAAUGAUUUGCAUCAAAGUAGUAAAUUUUUUUAAUGGAAGAAAAAUUAAUACCUAAGAAAUUGGAUAAAGCAAAAGAUAACUAUCAACUCCC